Messenger RNA from Trichoderma breve, 1023 nucleotides. RefSeq lists its product as uncharacterized. The record is from RefSeq and is a predicted model, not a curated record. Lineage: Eukaryota; Fungi; Ascomycota; Sordariomycetes; Hypocreales; Hypocreaceae. The transcript has a single exon. The coding region runs from base 1 to 1023 and encodes 340 amino acids.
AUGCCAAUCUCUGGAAUCGCCAAAGCUAGCAAACCGGCCCCUCUGACAGCUGAUACCCUCGACCCCGAUGAGUUCGACCCGCUCAUCCCCCGUGUGGUCCAGCAGGCACUCACACGGUCGCCGAUCCGGCUCCCAUGGCAGGCCCGCGUCCUUCCCCUAGGCAUGUUCUUCCGGUCAGCGGCCACGGCCAACGGCGAGAACCCAUUCUCCAUGCAGUCGGCGUGGGACACGGAUUCCCUCAUCUCAGCACCGAUAGAGUUUACGGCAAAUGAUGGCAACUGCAGCUUCAGGUCCUCCGAGGUGAUGAGCUCGUCCGCUUCGACGGACCAUCUCAGCGUUGGCGCGGGUGUCGGUAUUGACCUGCCUUGUCUCGAAGGCAGCGUCUCCGUCCACUAUGACCAAGACGUCAUGGAAAACAGGGACUCGAACAAGGCCUCAGUCACCACGAGCUACCGCGCCGGCACGGUGGCUUUUAUGCGUCCGCCAGAGCUCUCACCAGAUGCCUUUGACGUGUUGUAUGGCCAGGGCAUUGAUGCUUUCAGCGCCAUAUACGGCGACUUCUACGUCGGUGGCUAUCGUAUUGGAGGCGACACAUCGGUACUCUUCAGCACAGAUGCGAGUUCCCGCAGCGAAUCAGAAACAAAGAGGGUGAAUAUCGACGUGGAAACAUGGCUCGGCGACUACCACGAGGAGUGGUCAACGAGUUCGUCGAGCACGGAGCACUCAACCUUGGUACAUGUGAGCGCCUACUCGACGAUUGAGCAAGCCCUCAUCUCGCAGGCGGUACAGAUGGGCACACCUGAAUUCAGGGCUGCAACCGAGAAAGGUAGAGCCAUCUCCCAACGCGCUCGGGGACUGGAGGACUCCGUCGCCAAAAUUCUGAAGGAAGUUGGCGUGAGAGAAGGCAGGCUGGUGACUCGGGAGCAGUGUGCGCAGUUGUGCAGGCGGGCGGUGGUUGUAGAGCUUUUGCUGGUGCCGGUGGAAUGUUUGCGCCAGAUACGGUAUUGGAUGAUUGCACUGUAA